GGCCUCCACAUAUAGCACGUAGAGGUCAAAGACGAGAUCAAGGAUUUGAGCAGGUCGCUCCAACAAAUCCAGAGGCCUCAUCUACGUAGCCAUUUCUACCUCCUCCUCCUCCUCCACCCUUUCUUCCACCUUCCCGAGCCCCGUCCUGGGAUCGGAAAGGCAUCGAGAAAGGAGUAAGGAUGCAAUCCUCCGCCCAUAUGAGCGACGGCAGAGGUAGCAGAAGAAGAAGCUUGAGAUGUUGAUAGUGUCUCCGAUUAGAAUGGAUCGGUUCCAACGCCUCCUCCUCCUCCCCUUUGUUCUCUGCUUGGCCUUCGUGACGUCCGCCUCCGGUCAACCGCAAGCACCUUCCGAACCGUUCACCCCGGCUGACAACUUCUUGAUCGACUGCGGGGCGACCGCCACGGUUACCACGCCCGACGGCCGUGCGUUUAAGACCGACGCGCAGUCUGCUUCUUUCCUCUCGGCGCACGACGAGGUCCGCGCGUCGGUCCCGUCCGCGCCCGGUGUCCCCUCCCCGAUCUACCUCUCCGCGAGGAUCUUCCAUGAGGAGACCUCCUACAGCUUCACGCUCUCUCGCCCCGGCUGGCACUGGAUCAGGCUCCAUUUCUUCCCGGUGAACAGCUCCGACUUCGACCUCACCAGCGCCGUCUUCUCCGUCAACACGGACGACCUCGUACUCCUCCACAGCUUCACCGUGGACGACCCCUCCAAGUGGGUGCUCAAGGAGUACCUCGUCAAUGCCACCUCCCCGCGCCUCGCCAUCCAUUUCUCCCCUCUCCGCAACUCCGUCGCCUUCAUUAACGGCAUCGAGGUCGUCUCCGCCCCCGACGCGCUCAUCCCCAACACGGCCUCCACGGUGUCGCCCGUGGGGCAGACCGACGGGCUCUCGCUGUCAGCGUACCAGGUGGCCUACCGGAUCAACGUCGGCGGGCCGGUCGUCACCUCCGCCAACGACACGCUCGGGCGCGCGUGGGGGCCGGACGAGCCCUUUCUGCAGUCGAGGUCCACCGCCGAGGCCGUGUCUGUGUCCCCCAGCAUCAUCAAGUAUCCCGAGGGAACCACGCCGCUGAUUGCACCCAACUCCGUGUACGCCACGGCCGUCAAAAUGGCGGACGCGCGCGUCGGGAGCCCCAGCUUCAACGUCACGUGGUUCUUCGACGUCGACUCCUCGUUCGGUUACUUCGUCCGACUGCACUUCUGCGACAUCAUCAGCAAGUCGCUUAACGAUCUCUACUUCAACGUGUACAUCAAUGGGCUGAUGGCAAUCUCAGGGCUCGACCUCUCCACCGUCACCUCCGGCCUCGCGAUGCCUUAUUACAAAGACUUCGUUCUGAAUGCCUCGAUGGCCACGGGCCGAAUCACCAUCCAGAUCGGUCCCAUGAAGGAGGACACCGGCAGGAUCGACGCGUUGCUCAACGGGGUGGAGAUUCUGAAGAUGAACAACUCGGUGGGGAGCUUGGACGGAGAGUUCGGAGUCGAUGGCUCGAGGGCUGGAGACGGCAGCGCGAAGCGGCGCGCGGUCGCCGCCGUCGGGUUCGCCAUGAUGUUUGGCGCAUUCGCUGGCCUAGGGGCGAUGGUGAUGAAGUGGCACAAGAGACCCCAUGACUGGCAGAGGAGGGAAAGCUUCUCUUCGUGGCUCCUCCCCGUCCACACGGGCAAUUCGACCUUCAUGACCGGCAAGGGCUCCGGCUACGGCUCGCACAGGAGUGGCUACACCUUCUCCUCCACAAUGGGUCUCGGCCGGUACAUGUCCCUGUCGGAGCUGCAGGCCGCGACGAAGAACUUCGACCAGAAUGCGGUGAUCGGGGUGGGCGGCUUCGGGAACGUGUACAUUGGCGAGCUCGACGACGGGACGAAGGUGGCGGUCAAGCGAGGGAAUCCGCAGUCGGAGCAGGGGAUCAACGAGUUCCAGACCGAGAUCCAGAUUCUGUCCAAGCUUCGUCACCGCCACCUGGUGUCGCUGAUCGGAUACUGCGACGAGAACUCGGAGAUGAUUUUGGUGUACGAGUACAUGGCCAAUGGGCCUUUCAGAGACCACAUCUACGGGAGCGACCUACCGCCGCUGUCGUGGAAGCAGCGGCUGGAGAUCUGCAUCGGGGCCGCACGCGGGCUACACUACCUCCACACUGGCACCGCGCAGGGCAUCAUCCACCGCGACGUCAAGACCACCAACAUCCUCCUGGACGAAAACUUCAUCGCCAAGGUGUCCGACUUCGGCCUCUCCAAGGACGCGCCGGGGAUGAACCAGACGCACGUCAGCACGGCGGUGAAGGGCAGCUUCGGCUACCUCGACCCCGAGUACUUCAGGUGCCAGCAGCUCACGGACAAGUCGGACGUGUACUCCUUUGGGGUGGUGCUACUCGAGGCCCUCUGCGCGCGGCCGGCCCUCGACCCGGCGCUGCCGAGGGAGCAAGUCAACCUGGCGGAGUGGGCGUUGCAGUGGAAGAGGAAGGGCUUGAUCGAGAAGAUCAUCGACCCCAAUAUCGCUGGCAGCAUCAGCAAGGACGCCUUGAGCAAGUUCGUGGAGGCUGCGGAGAAGUGCCUGGCGGAGCACGGGGUCGACCGGCCGUCCAUGGGCGACGUGCUGUGGAACCUCGAGUACGCUCUCCAGCUGCAGGACGCGAAUCCUGCCGACCCUUCUCCUCCUCAGGCGGUGAAGCCAACCGAGUCGGAGGAGGACACGAGCGUCGACAGUGCGGUCUCCGCCGGGCCUUCGCACAAGGAACACGAUGAGGCUCUUCCGGCGGCUCCGACCGUCAGCCAAUCUGUGGAGAACUCGAGCACGGCCAUGGCGAACGAGAUGUACGUGCAGCUCACGGGAAUGCGAGGAAGGUGAUCGAUCGACCAUAAACGGAGGUGUGUCUCCAGAGACGAGAUGGGUUUGGUUUAGUUUGCUGUUCUCUGUUAGGUGGCUUCUUCACGUGCGUUUGGGCUUUCAAGCGUCGUCAUUUGCCUCAUAUGAAUGAUGGAAUUUGUGUGUCAUUGUGAUAAUUUAAUCGAUCAUACUAUAAUAUUGGGUUUUUUUUCCUA
Messenger RNA from Musa acuminata AAA Group (dessert banana), 3030 nucleotides. Its product is annotated as probable receptor-like protein kinase At2g21480. Gene Ontology annotation, cellular component: plasmodesma; plasma membrane. Lineage: Eukaryota; Viridiplantae; Streptophyta; Magnoliopsida; Zingiberales; Musaceae. Gene Ontology annotation, biological process: protein autophosphorylation. Gene Ontology annotation, molecular function: ATP binding; transmembrane receptor protein tyrosine kinase activity. The transcript has a single exon. The coding region runs from base 236 to 2836 and encodes 866 amino acids. The record is from RefSeq and is a predicted model, not a curated record.